UAGACAUACAUGCCACUGGGCUGCACACAUGCUGACUGCUUGAUUCAGUUCCUUUCCUUCGGGUCUUGCCUUGGGGGAGCCUUCGAAAUUGGAAAGUCAUUUGGAGUUUAUGAUCCAACGACAGCAACCUGGAUCCCAGCCGCCUAUCCGCUCACCCAUGGUGCAUUUGUCCUCAUAAGCGGUCGUAUCGGAGCGGUUUACGGACAUAAGAAAAUCGUGCUCCUCGGAGGAGCCUGGUGGGUUCUCUGGUCGGUGAUUAAUGGCUUCUGCACCCGGAGUCUCGUAACUUUCGCGAUCGCGAGAGCUUUUGCCGGUGUUGGUGCCGCGUUUGUGAUGCCGAAUAUAGUCGCCAUCAUUGGAAUAACUUUCCCUCCUGGCAGGAUGAGGAACUUCGCUCUUGGCUUUUUCGGGUUCGGGUGUCCCAUGGGAGGCGCAGUUGGUGCAUUCUUCAUGGGGGUCUUUAUGGAGUUCGCGGAAUGGAGAUGGUUUUUCUUUUCAAUGUUGGUACUUGGCGGCCAUUGGGCGAUUCUUGGGGCCGGUCUCUUUACAGCUUUGUGGUUGGCAUUACCACGGGAGUCGUCGGUUGAUAAGUCCGGAAACGUGGAUUGGAUUGGAACUUGUUUGGGAAUAUGUGCUCUCAUAUUUCGAGCGCCAGCUUUUGCUCGUGAGCCUAUCAUGCCACUGGGCAUUUGGACGGCUCCAUCCUUCCUCCCGCUGAUUCUGGUCGUUCUUUUCAGCAUCAUAUCUUAUGGCAUUUUUAUCUGGUACUUAGUCGCAUGGCAGCAACUUGUCCGUCACUGGUCGCCUUUCCAUUUUGGAAUUGGCAUCUUGCCUCAUGGACUGGUUGGCGGCCUCUCAGCACCAAUCGCAGCUUGGCUAAUAUCCCGAGUGGCAGCUCAAUGGAUUCUAGGAUUCGGAGCACUUGCAGUCGCUAUUUCUAGCAUCAUUCUGGCGACCAUGCCUCCUCAGCAAACAUAUUGGGCACAAGUAUUUCCAGCGACCAUACUCAUGGCGUUGUGUCCGGAUUUCAUCUACACUGCGGCGCAGAUAAUUGCAACCAACUCAGUCAAGAGGCGUGAGCAGGGGAUCGCUGGAUCUCUAAUCCACGCAAGUCUUGGGUUGGGAUUCGCUGGGACUGUCGAAUCAGAAACGAAUGAGGAUGGGAUGGCAAUUGUUCGUGGAUAUCGCGGCGCUCUAUACCUCGCAAUUGGACUCGCUCUAGCCGCACUCGUCUUGGACAUUCUUUUCGUUCGAGUGCCCAAGGACACACGAGAAGGAUGGGCAGAAGAUGUAAACUUCUCAGUUACCUCUGAACCUACAGACCUCUCAUCACGUGACUGA
Messenger RNA from Hyaloscypha bicolor E, 1341 nucleotides. Its product is annotated as MFS general substrate transporter. Gene Ontology annotation, cellular component: membrane. NCBI's taxonomy places the organism in Eukaryota, Fungi, Ascomycota, Leotiomycetes, Helotiales, Hyaloscyphaceae. The transcript is spliced from 6 exons. Gene Ontology annotation, molecular function: transmembrane transporter activity. Gene Ontology annotation, biological process: transmembrane transport. Bases 10 to 1341 code for a protein of 443 amino acids. The record is from RefSeq and is a predicted model, not a curated record.